CUUGGCCAAACAACAGAUGUUCUCCUCGUGUCAAAUAAGCAAAUUGACUGAAUAUUCUUUGAUCUCAAUUUUUUAGUGUAUUAUUUUAAAAUAAAAACAAAAUGUCAAACCAAAGUGAAAAAACUCUACGCGACUUAGAAACACUGUAUCACGAAAUAUUUAACUUGAACCUUGAACCGGACUUGACACUGAAACUUGUUCCAUACGUGAUAAAAAUAUAUCAAAAUAAUUCUGAACAAAUUGGGAGUCCACAAUAUUUAAGUGAACAAAUUGGGUUGCAAAAUAUACCGAGUAAUCUGGACGAAGCAUCAUUUAUUAAAUACGUUGUUGAGCAUGAGUCCCAACACCUUCUGAAAGUACUGGAAUUGAUUGUAAGGCCCGACCUGCCCAUGGGAAGCAACAUGCUGGAUAUAAUUUCCACCAUGGAAAACUAUUUCCUCUCUUCCCUAACUUUUCUUCGUGGUACAAGAAUUCAGAUCAAUUUUACAAGUGGUACAGGUCCAGAGCAGUUCCGGUUUAGAUGUAAAACUCCUGAAGGGUCAGAAUUCUGGAUACAAUAUUUUUCUCCAACUUCACAGAGCAAUUUCGAAUUGGAACACGCCCUGCUAAAAAAGUAUGAAGGAAUUUGUUUCCUCUACGUUACAUGGAAGCAACGAACUAAAGUUCCAAAUUUUAUCGGAACCGAUGACCAAUCUCAGGGUAAAAUUACCUUAACAACUUCUCGAAUUCCCGACUUACCCCUAAAUUCUUGGAUGAACGUGACAUACCCACAACGCAGAAAUUUUGAAAGAACGACGGAACAAAUUCAUUAUCAAAUACAAGUGUGCCGCGGCCUUUUUGAAGUUCUCAAAGCUUUUUUAAGCGCAGAAUUAACAAACUGUGUCCUACUUCCGAGACAGACUUUGAUUCGUGAUGUGCUCACUUUCUUUCCUAUCGUGCAAUUCGAUCCUUCCAUAAUUUCAUUCGAGUGGGAGACUAAAUCAUGCUCCCAAUUUGACCAAGUAUUUACUUCGGGUAACACCCCGAACAAAACAACGUUUUGUAUCGGAUUGAUCAUGCUCUACUGUUUAUCUGCCACGGCGGAAGAGGAUUUUCAUAAUUUGGCUCAUGAAUUUACAACGAUCAAGAAUGAGAGAGACCUUAAGGUGGAAAUUAUUGCAAAAUAUGCCCCGAUAAUCGCUGCUUCAAAGUCCCUCAUGAAUUUGAUCCAUAGAUUGAUCCACUCUACAUACAGUUCCCACCAAAUUACGAAUCUUUUUAUUGAUUGGAACGCAUUUAAGGAGGACUUUGAAAAUGAGGAGUGCCAAAAUACCCCUUUUGACACAAAGGAACGCUUGAAAUUGUUCGUUUACCCCGUUGGAAGAGGGAUCAUGCAAGACUUGUUUCUCGAAUUGAUAAACCUUCCCUUGACUAUGAGCAGUCUCGGUCAACUUGUAGAUAACUUAUUCAACCAAGAGGACAUACUUCCUAAUGUGGAGCCAAAAAAUUCUCUUAAUUUGGAGAAUAUACUUUCUUACGUAAAGAAUAAAAGACCCUGGUUAACUGCUGACCUGAUAUUGGACCUUGAGAUCCACUUUUCUCCACAACUCUUGACCAAAUUGAGCAACUCUAUUUCUACCCACUGGCUCAAGGAAAUCCAACACUUCUCCUAUCACGGGGUGGGGGAACAUGGCUACCUAUUUCAAAAAGAAGAGGAUGUCUCAACCAUGCCAGAAUUUCGCUCAAGAGUCAUGCUGCUCUUGCCAAAACCUGGAGGAAACACAAAAGUCGUGUCAAAAAUGUUUACCACAAUCAAGCUCAACCUGUCUGUGGACCACUAUCACCACUUUUACGACAGGAUCGAUCAACGUACAGUUUAUUCCGAAGAAUUAUAUAGCUACAUUUCAUCAUCUAGUUAUCUUCCCCGUGACGUUAUCGACCUAAUCCAGUCAGGAUAUUAUGUUGAAUUUUGGCUAAUUCAGUACCGCUCGGGAAGAACUAAUCUACAAGAUUAUCUCACUAAUUAUAACUCCCAGGUUGCAAAUUCUUUUACAUUUGACAUUAUCAAAAGUUUAUUUGACAGUAUCGCUGUAUAUCAAAACUUAAACAUCCAUUUGCCCAUGCUAUCUCCAGAAAACGUAUUUUUCGUGGAUUGGAAAUCCUCAAAUAGAGGCAAAUUCAAAUUGCCAGUAUUUAUCGAUGACCAAUCGUUAAUUACCCUUGCCUCUGAGCGGGAAAUGUCAAACUUAACUCUUACCGAAAUCCCGACAAUUACUUACAAAUUUGGGUUACUAAUUCUGCAAUUAUUAUUUCCGCAAAAUUUUCAAUCCGGAAGUGAAGAAUUACUUGACCAAAUCGAAAUCAUGUAUCCCAAUCAUCACGAUUUAUCCUGCACUCUACGCAAGAUGAUGUUUCCAAGUAGCACAGAAUCCUUGAGCUUAGAACACUUUGAUAAUCUUGAGAUAACCAGUAUUGGUUUGAAAAUGCCUCCUAAACGUCCCCCUUUCGUCCCACGUGACGAGCAGGAUGUCAUGAAGCUCAUAAACGACGGUGAAAAUCAGGACAUCGUCGCAAAUGUGGUUGCCCUUAUGUACGAUGACAUCAUAGCGUUAACGACUCGUUCAAACACAACGCACGCUAGUUGGCAAGAAACGCUAGAUCACAUGCUAAUAAAUGAGAGGAGCGAUGAUUACGGACAUUUUGAAGAGCUUGAAAACAAUCGCGAAAAAUUCGAGGAAAUUUCCAAUGUGUUGGAAAUGAUAAAAAUCAAAUCUCUAAAAAAGGGUGGGAUGUGGCUCGACCAGAUUUUCUUCGUGUAUGGUGCAUUCGACGAUGCAGAAUUCCGAGAAAAAUUGACACCAACGAUUAAAUCGGUUUGGCUGGAGACGAUCCUUUCCGACAUUGAGCUGCUGGGAUAUGGAGCAUUCGGACUUGUGUUUCAGACCAGGGACGAAAUCGUGAAGGAAUACAGAUGCGCAGCAAAAUUAAUUGUUCCCUCGAAUGAUGAAGGCGAGGAUCAAAAUGUGAUGCGGGAAGUGGAAAAUAUGAGAGAUCUCAUCCAUCCAAAUGUGCUUCACAUGACGAAACAUGCACAAGAAGUUUUGUUAACAGAGGCGGAUUUUAAGGUCCUCCUAAAUUAUGACCACCACAUCCCCGACGACAUGACCGAAAGCGACAUAUCUUCAUCAGUAGAUUCUGUAACGAUGCAAACCGAAAAACUAAUUCUCCGCUGCCGGCUAGCGCCGGUUCCUUGCUGUCUGAUCAAAAUGAAUUUAGCUGGUCCCACCUUGCGCCAAUUUCUCACCGAGACAUUUAAUCUCCGAAAAAAUCCGGAAACCAAAAUGGGUCGGCAUCAGUUAGCAAUUUGCCGGGAUCUCGUCAGAGGAAUGAAAUAUCUCCAAUCCAAAAAAAUCCUACACUGUGACUUGAAGCCUGACAACAUUUUAUUUACUGCUUUUGGAACCCCAAUAAACCAAUUUGAAGAAGAUUUUCAGGAAAAAUUUAUACUUCCUGUGCAAAUUGCGGAUUUUGGCUUGUCUUCCACACUGGAUGGAAAUAUCAACGAAUUUAGCGCAUCACGCAGAGGAAACUUGCGUUAUCACGCUCCCGAACGUGAAACUACCUUUAGCUCCGAGAUUUACUCGAUAGGUUUAAUUAUUUUUGAAGUUUUGGUGCCCUGCGUGGGUGCAGAAUUGCGUAAUUUAACUUGCAAAUUGGCUUCAAAUUCUACUCAAAACUUUAACGCGGAUGAGAUUGCGGUGCAAGAAUUUAUAUUGGGUUUAACAUCAUUUCUACAAAAGGACGCCAAGGACAGGAUGUCGGUGCAAGAUUUCCAAAUGUUUGAUCUGGACUGGGUGCACAUUCACAAUUUCUUUCCUGACAGGGUGCAAAAAAUACUUCAGGAAAUGACAGGCUAUUUACAAGGGGUAAAAUAAUUUUAUUAAUUAGAAAUUACCAAAUAUAUGUAUG
Molecule: messenger RNA, 3948 nt
Organism: Folsomia candida
Lineage: Eukaryota; Metazoa; Arthropoda; Collembola; Entomobryomorpha; Isotomidae
Exons: 4
Coding region: 102-3914 (1270 amino acids)
Biological process (GO): protein phosphorylation; mitotic DNA damage checkpoint signaling
Cellular component (GO): nucleus; cytoplasm
Molecular function (GO): protein serine/threonine kinase activity; ATP binding
Source: RefSeq, a predicted model, not a curated record